GACUGAUUGUACUUUUAUUUCUGUAUAUCUUGAAACAAGAAGAAAAUGCUUUCUAUUAUUGGAAUAUAUCAGUCCCUAACAUUCAUUCUUACAAUACUCUAAAAGACAGGUGCAGGAGCAAGUUAAAGGGGACAUCAGAAUUUCACCAUUGGAUAAUCCCGCCAUACUAAGUGUGCAGUUUCGUCUCAAUUUCGAGAGAGAAAAUUCCAGUGGCAUUCCGAGGGUCUCCCUGUUCUAUGCCUCAACCACCAACUUCUUGAGAGAACUUUCAGCUUGCCGUGUAUUUUGAGUACCCCCUCGAUGUACAGAUACUAUACGCUUACAAACAUCCAAGCGUUCUUCAGGAUUCAAAUCCGAGCCCAUCGGUACAGCAAUCAGGGAUGCUAUCCGCUAUACCGGCUGGGUGGCACUCCAAAAGGCAAACAAAUUAGCGUCAAAUAACGUAUAAUGACAAUGUAACGCAAGAGUUUGCGAAAAAAAUGAAAAAAUAAACAAUAUUGAGCCUAUACAGGUAAAGAUUAUAAUGAUCGUCGUUAAACGCCGGAAAGAUGAAAUAUUGUAAUCAGAUAUCCAAUUAUAAUUCUAGAAAAAUGAUGACAUCUUUCUUAUUCUGCUUAAUAUAGCUUUCUAUGCAAAAGCUAUAUAUAUAUACAUACAAGCAUUUAUCUUUUACCUAUAAUAGACUUUAUUCAGUCUUAGAAGAUUAAUUACUUACAUUUCAAAUUUUUUCGCUGUUUCUUCUCUUACCCAGUUCAGAAGCUUCUCUCUUCAAACACUGGAGAUUAGUUUCAUUUGCUGAUCAGUCCUCUUUUGUAGUACGGCUAACAGUCAUGCGUCUCACGCAUUUGAAGUUGAUCUUAACGUGGAUUUUGGCUGUUGGUCUUCUUUCUGCCGCAGAAUAUGCUAGAAUUAGACUCUGUGGCUGGCGAUUAGCAGAGGUUUUGGAAAUUGUGUGCAAAGAAUACGGCGGAUUCCAUUCUCCUCAAGAACGUAGCAUCCGAAAUGUGACAUCAGGUGUUAAAAGAGGAAGCCAUGAAAAGCGUCUCAGAAGUAUUACUCAAAGAGGAAUUGCAGAUGAAUGUUGCAAAGAGAAAUGCUCGUUUCUGACAUUGGUAUCUUACUGUGCCUAUUCAAUUGAAAAAGAAAGUGAUUUUCACCAAAUGCUUGAUUCUAGAAUAACCUCAGAAUUGAUAGCUCAUGGAUAUGUUGAUCACGGUAACAUACAAAAAGACUCUUCUGAAGAAAAUGCCAUUCAGUUGUACAAUUCUAUGAGUUACAAUUCUCUAGAAGAUAUAUCGGACGAUCCUGAAAGCACAAAUGAACCAAACCUUGGAACUUACGUCAGAAAUAAACCUUUUUUCUUAAUGUUCAACCCUCUGCAAGAAGAAAAUGAAUUUCAAACUGACUAUUCCAUCUAAAGAUUCUUAUAUAUUAAGUUCUACUGCUGGUAUCUCUAAAUAUAUUAUUUAUGCGUAAUAACGUUUUAUAACUGAAUUUGACCUAUUUGUAUUCUCAGUCUUAGAAUAUUACACUAUGAGCCUAAUUUGAAAACAAAUAUAUACAAACUUACCAUAAUAUUUAACUGGAAAUUGAUAUUUAACAAAAAACUGAAGAUUAUACUUUAAACAGGGCAACAUUCGCAAUCCUGAGCUUUAAGAUUUUGCAUUCAUUAUUUAUAUUAUAAUUACGUAUGGAUAUGUGUAAAUAUAACUCUUUAAGUUUAUAAUUGUUAUGUUGUUAAGUUUUGUAAUUUGUAUCAAUGUAUGUGUACUUUUUAAUCGCAUUACGUGUUGUUUUAUUUUUAAUAAAGUAAGAUACUGAAGAAUAACAUUCCAUAUUUUCUGGAAAAUAUGUAGCUGGGCAAUCCCUUUUCAGUUUUCUUUGAUUCGCUUAAAUCAUUGUCGAGCUCUCCUAUUACUGACCAUGUUCAUUUGUUAAUUCAUAAAUCAAGAAAAAUGGAAAUCGUUUCUGGCUCUGUAAAUCAACUGCUUCAGAUUUUAAAUAAAAGUACC
Molecule: messenger RNA, 2012 nt
Organism: Stegodyphus dumicola
Lineage: Eukaryota; Metazoa; Arthropoda; Arachnida; Araneae; Eresidae
Cellular component (GO): extracellular region
Molecular function (GO): hormone activity
Source: RefSeq, a predicted model, not a curated record